UAUAAGCUGUUCUAAACAUGCAUCACAGAUAGGAGAGAUAUGAUGGAGUACUUCUGGAGGAGAGAUAUGCUACUUGUUCUGGGUUUAAGCCAACUGCUGUGUUUUUCUACUUCACUACUACUGGCACAUGCAGCAGCAACGCAAGUCACUUAUGACAAUGGCCAACUUCUGAUCAAUGGACAACCCAGAAUUCUGUUUUCCGGUUCCAUCCAUUACCCACGCAGCACUGUUUCUACAUUGAUUCAUCAGAUGUGGCCAGACCUUAUCCAGAAAGCAAAGGAGGGUGGAAUCGAUGUAAUUGAGACUUACAUUUUCUGGGAUGUCCAUGAGCCCCAUCAUCGCCAGUACAAUUUCGAGGGAAACCUAGACUUCAUCAGAUUCUUCAAGGCAGUGCAACAAGCAGGGUUAUACGGCAUUCUUCGCAUUGGUCCUUAUGUCUGUGCCGAAUGGAACUAUGGGUAAUUCAUUUAAGGGAUUAACUAUGACACUCGAAGGUUAAUGGCGUAUUAAAUAAGGGAGAAGGAAGGAUCCUGCUUGGGUUCCCCACCCCCAAACACAUGGAGAAGUGGAGGCGAGCAGUGAAAAGACGCCCUUCAUCCGCCCCUACAUCACCAUGUAUCUAGGCAUAAAAUGCAAGCGGGUAACAUUCCUUUCUCCAAUAAAUAAGUUUCAACGCGGACUUUAAAAUGUAGGACCCAUACUCAUAAGCUGAGCAACACAGUCAUCCAAGUUUUCUCAUAUUAAAAAUAAAAAUGAAUAGGUUACAGGUUUAAUGUCCAGUCAUACUUAGAUGGAUAUGGAGAACAAAAGAACAAUCCCAAGCAACACCCACCUUAGGCAUUGCCAUCAGCAUGGAUGAUGGGAAAACGUUAUCCAGAGAUACCAUUGCCACCUUCGAUAUUGCCAUUAACAGCCACUCUAACCGGGGGAUCCAAAAGAGACCUAGUGCCUAAACCUGUAU
Molecule: messenger RNA, 961 nt
Organism: Macadamia integrifolia
Lineage: Eukaryota; Viridiplantae; Streptophyta; Magnoliopsida; Proteales; Proteaceae
Product: beta-galactosidase 13-like
Exons: 2
Coding region: 40-462 (140 amino acids)
Biological process (GO): carbohydrate metabolic process
Cellular component (GO): vacuole; cell wall
Molecular function (GO): beta-galactosidase activity
Source: RefSeq, a predicted model, not a curated record